Messenger RNA from Prunus armeniaca (apricot), 915 nucleotides. The record is from the annotation of a GenBank genome assembly. NCBI's taxonomy places the organism in Eukaryota, Viridiplantae, Streptophyta, Magnoliopsida, Rosales, Rosaceae.
AUGCCUCAGAGGCACUCAAAGAACAACAACGACCUCGCUUUCUUCACCUACGAUGAGAAGAAAAAGCUAGGCUAUGGAACGCAGAAGGAGAGGCUGGGCAGGGACUCCAUCAAGCCUUUCGACGCUUGUUGCCUCUGCUUAAAGCACUUCAUUAACCCCAUGUGCUGCCAGAAAGGCCACGUAUUUUGUAAAGAAUGCAUUUUCGAGUGCUUGCUUUCUCAGAAGAAAGAUAUCCAGAGAAAGCAAGCUGCACAUACUGCUCAGCAGAAGCAAGAGAACCAAGAGGAAGAAGAGAAGUUACUGCAGCAGAAAGCUAGAGAGCUCGAGGCUUUUGAUCAGCAAAACCAUGGUGCACUACCGCAAUACAAUGAUAGAAACCAGAGCCGAGAUAAGACUGGUUUCCAUGGUGCCAAUAGUGUUAAGGUCACCUCUUAUGAAGAAGAGGCGCUUCGGACAAUGAAAGCAUUUUGGCUGCCUUCCGCUACACCUGCAGCUCCUGCUAAAGUAGAUGCUCCUUCUACAAGCACAGUCUGUCCAGAAGGAAGCGAGAAACUAAAGCUGAAGUCCCUUUUCCCUGUUUAUUACACAGAAGACAGUAGUGAGGAGAAGAAAUCUUCAUCUCUGGAUAAGACAUUUAUCUGUCCCAGCUGCAAGGUUACUUUGACCAACACGAUGUCGCUUGUGGCUCUUAGUUCAUGCGGGCACGUCUUUUGUAAGAAAUGUGCUGAUAAGUUCAUGGCUGUAGAUAAGGUUUGCCUUGUUUGCGACAAGGGAUGUAAAGAAAGGCAUUUGGUGAACUUGGCAAAAGGUGGAACAGGCUUUGCUGGCCAUGGAGAUAAUCUUGAAGCAAAAGACUUCAAGCAUUUGGGGAGUGGCUCGGGAUUAGGGUUGGUUAGACCCGCAGUGAAGACUUGA